This is a messenger RNA of Calypte anna (Anna's hummingbird), 4861 nucleotides long. It is a transcript of the gene CD81, whose product is annotated as CD81 molecule. The coding region runs from base 122 to 838 and encodes 238 amino acids. The record is from RefSeq and is a predicted model, not a curated record. Gene Ontology annotation, cellular component: membrane. Lineage: Eukaryota; Metazoa; Chordata; Aves; Apodiformes; Trochilidae. The transcript has 8 exons.
GCUGUCUCCGCCCGCGCCACCGCCCCAGCCCCGGCCGCAGAGAUUGAGAGGAACCGGAGGAGCCGGAGCCGCUGCCGCCGUCGCCGCCUUUGCCUCUGCUGCCCGCCUCGCCUGCACCGCCAUGGGGGUGGAAGGCUGCACCAAGUGCAUCAAAUACCUCCUCUUCGUCUUCAACUUCAUCUUCUGGCUGGCUGGAGGCAUCAUCCUGGGAGUGGCCCUGUGGCUCCGGCAUGACUCGCAGACGACGAAUAUCCUCUACCUGCAGCUGGGGGACAAACAGGCCCCCAACACCUUCUACGUGGGAAUCUACAUCCUGAUUGCAGUUGGAGCUGUCAUGAUGUUCGUGGGGUUCCUGGGAUGCUAUGGUGCUAUUCAGGAAUCUCAGUGCCUUCUGGGAACGUUCUUCACUUGCCUCGUGAUCCUGUUUGCCUGUGAAGUUGCAGCUGGAAUUUGGGGAUUUGUCAACAAAGACCAAAUAGCCAAAGAUGUGAAGCAGUUCUACGACCAAGCAUUUCAGCAAGCACUGAUGGCAGACUCGGAGUCGAGCAACGGGAAAGCUGUAGUGAAGACCUUCCAUGAAACGCUGGACUGCUGUGGUCCUGAUACUGCAGUAUCAGUUAUCACUCCCCUGUGGAGAGACGACCUCUGCCCAAAGAAGGAUUCCUUGCUGGAGACUUUUACUCAGUCCUCAAGCUGCCACAAAAAAAUUGAUGAGCUGUUUUCUGGGAAGCUCUACCUGAUCGGUAUCGCUGCCAUCGUCGUUGCUGUGAUCAUGAUCUUCGAGAUGAUCCUGAGCAUGGUGCUGUGCUGUGGCAUAAGGAACAGCUCCGUCUACUGAGCCGUGAGAGCCAGGGAGGGGAAGGGGGAAGCAGGGCUGACGGCGCUAGAGGGGACCCCAAGUGCCACCAAGUGACCAGGAGACAUUUCAACAAAAGAUAGAGAAAACUAUGUAUAUAAAUACUUCCAAUAUUACCAUACAGUACUUAUCAUUUUUAUUUUGAAGUACUUUUUUUUUUUUUUUUUAAUAAAUAAAACUUUCCCAUAUCCUUGUGGCUGAGUUAGUUACACAUCAGUUUUGUGUGAUGGGGAAAGCUGCUGUAGCAGGAGAUUGAGUCCUUCCUCCUCUUUCCCCAUCCCCUGUAACUCAGAAAUUGUGGACAAUGUACAGAGGAAAAAGGCUGCAGCCCGAUAUCAGAAAAAAAUUGCCUUGGUUUUUUAAAAAAAAUCUCUUUUUUGACACAGCCUUUUUUUUUUAUACGCAUAAUUGGAUGCUGAAUCAGAAUUUAGCAUUUUCAUUCAUUUCUUCUCAGCUUUUCCUACCAUCACCCCAACUCCCUGGCUCUUCCAUGCUCUCUUAGGGAAAGCUGGCUGGCUGCCCAAAGCUUGGGAGAGAGGAGAGGAGAGGAAAGGGCCCCCAUAGCCUGAGUGCAAUGUGUCCCCAGGGGAAAUGCUGGGGCAUUGUUCUUCUCCAACCUGCUUGCAGUGCUAGGUCAGUCCUUAAUACAAGUCAUGCUUAAAUUGUUUAAAUCUCUGAAGAGUGGGGUUGUUUUUGGCUUUUUUUUUUUUUUCCUUGGGGCUCUAACUUUAUAAAUUGGCUCAUGUCCACUGAUUGGUUACACUAAAGCAUCAGCAGCUGGGAAUGGGUUUUAGUCCCAGAUUUUUAACUGUAACAAGCUGAAAAUGAAGUUGCUUUUUUUAACCUUCUUCAUUGUUUCUUGAAAGACACAUGCUCGUGAGAGAGUCUAGCUCUAUACCAAGUUUCCACUGUUAAGCUAAUGCUUGCAUACAAAUGAUGUUGGAAAAAAAGGAGAAAACUUUAGGAAAAAAACAAAAAAAGUCCUUAACCUAAGAAAUCCUGCACUUAUGUAUUGCAGGGUGCAUGUAUGUAUUGCUAUGUGCAUUCAUCUUUCAGAUUUCAUCUUUGCAUCUCUCUCUUGUUCAAUGAGAUUUUCCUGACUUACAGAAAAUCCUCAUACACUGUAACAUUGCUAAGAAACCUGAUUUUGGAAAAAAAAAAUAAUAAUUUUAAGACUUUCCACUUCCAGUCACAUCAAUGGCAGGAGAUCAGCUCAUCAAAGCUGAUCAGGCUUUUAGAUCACACCAGAUGAAAACACUUUCUUGUGACCUGGUAAGCUUUGAUUGCCAGUUUGAUGUCUGUGGCUUCCUCAAAUGCCACUCUGUUAUCUGUAGAUAGAGGGGGGGAGAGUGACCCAGGAGCUAUGUAAUAAAAUCAGAGUGUCUCUAAAAAGAUGAUCUAUAUGUAUAGUUCUAUAGAUAUAUAUUUUUAAGAAAAGCCUUUUCCUUACCCAUAUGGGCACUUGAGCUGGAAACUCUCAGCUCCUUGCCCCCCUUGAAGCAAGCAAGGGGAGGAGUUGAAAGUAGUGAUCACCUUCCCCACUUCAGGAAUAAUUUUGGUCCUUCAAGUCUUUUUCACUCUCCCUCUUCAUUGCAAUGAAGAACUUCAGAUCAGCCAGGGAGGGAGACCCAUGACCACUGGGCAACAGCACCUUGUCCAUGGAUGCCAUGGCCUUUGCCAAGACAGGAUGGGGAAUUCCUGCACUGGGGCAAACUGAUCCAUUUGGAGGCUCUUUCCCCCUUCCAUUCUUCCCUUUCCUCUUCCUGCCUUCUAGUAUAUAGGGCCUUUAAAAAGUAUAUAGGUAAAUAUAUAUAUAUAUAUAUAUAUCUCAAGUUGUGCUGGGUGAGAGGAGGAAGUGCUUCAACAGAACUUUGCAUCGAGGGGUGGGACAAGAAAAGAUUCAGCCUUAGAAAUAGCCUUAAAGCAACACUGCCCUGAAUGUCCACGUUAUGCACAUGGUGAAUGAGAUGGGGUUUUGCAGUAGGUAACCCCUUCCCCUUGCUCCCCAGCACAGCUCCUUCAGGUCAUCUACUCUGUUAUGUGGAUAUAUGUAUAUGCAUCAACCAAGCAUGUGUGUUUACGUAGCUGUGCACCACCAGGAUUGUUAGCAUACAGAAUGGAUGUGUAACUUGCCACCUUUUUUUUUUUGUUGUUGUUGUUGUUGACUGUUGAUAAAUGUGUAUAAAUAUGCCAUUAAGCAUUUCAUUUCUGUUUUCUUUCCUUAUGCCUAUUUUUUUUUUAUAUUGUUCAGUAUUCAGUUGAUGCUGUGGAUGUAGCUGGAGCUCUGUUUGAAGGUGGGCUGGAUCCUGAUGCAGCUCAGGUGUUGCCUUUGACAUUGUAGCUUAAGGGGAGUGGGUUGUUUCUCUGGGAAAAAGUGGUACCUGAGGAGGGAGUCUGAGACCUGUGGAAGGAGGAAGAGCAGGGUGGUUGCUCAGAUUAUGUCCUGCAUGGGCUGUGAUUUGCUCUGGGGCUCAUUUCAGGGUGGAUUGUCACCCUGGGCCACCUCCCAUCCGUGUGGUUGCUGCAGGAGGGAACCAGCCAGGGGCUGGGAAGGUCAUGGGAGGGGACAGAAGGAAUUUUGCAGAGAGAGGGUAAUGCUUUCUUUAGCUGAGAGUUCCCAUGGUCAGUGGACAUCAGCUGUAGCAGGAGGCAUCAGGUCUUGGAGAAGAAGAGCGGAGAGGAACCAUCAUGCUUAACAAUACUGAAGUAGCUGAAAAAAACUCAGAAAAAAAAUUUCCUACUUGGGUCUCCUCUUAUCUGACCUCCUGGAGGAUGGACCAGUGUUAAAACAAACUAGAGAGAGCUAUGAAGGGCAGAAGGGAUUCACCCUUUUGCAGGCACUCAGGAUCCAGAAGUGACAGAGCUUUCCUGCCAGUUGCUUUGUCCCAAAGCUGGCUGAGGUCAAGGGGAAAAAGCCACAAGGUUGUACCCCUUGCCCUGCCUUACAGCCUCUCCUGCACACCUGGAAAUCAGUGUGUGUAACAUGGGGGACCCAUCCAGAUUCUCUCUACACCUCCUAAAAAAAACAAACCAAACCAAGGAUAAAAUUGUGAGCUGUAAAUACUCCCUCUCUCGGGGAGCAUCCUCCUGGAGCAAGGGACAGCUGAGGAAAUGGGUGUGAGGAGUGGAGGGGAUGCGGGGAGGAAAAGAGAGAUUGGUGGGGAAAAGGGAACCAACUGUCCAAGUGUCUAAGUUCAGAAACCACACUGAAAGGUCAAACAGAGCUGCUGACAGCUUAACUGAAUGCUUGGGAUUUUUUUCAUACUGUGGAGCAUGCCACAAAAGCAGUGUGUUUUAACUUCUUUCUGCCUUUAUUUUUUUUUUUUUUUAAAAAAAAAAAAAGAAACGAGACAAAAAUCGACUUAAUAAACAUUUCUCAUAGUGUGCAUAGUGUGAUGAAGUGCUGCAGUUUUACAACCAGUUAACCUUAACACCAGGAUGCUUUGUGAACCAGGCUUCAACAGCAUGGGUUUUUCCAGCCUCUGGGAGGGGGGGGACACAUCCAGAAUGGUGCUGAGGGAAGGCCAAAAGGUUGCUCACCAGCAGUGGUGGUUGUUGCAAUUGUGAUCCCCCCACUCCCUCAAGGAAAGGGGGGUAAAGCUGUGGGGGAGCUAAUGGGAUCACCUAAAAAUGAGGGUGACUGCAGAAAAUCAGAGGGGCUGAGGUGGCAGUACUGCACCCAGCCCCAAGGAGCUUCUGAAGUGACCAAAAAAAAAAAAAAAAUUGGCCCAAAAUGCCUUCUGCAGCCAGGGGCUGCUCUGAAUUUUGUGGCUGGUUUGGUAACUCCACUGGUUCUGCCACUGCCUGCCCCUCCUCACCAUUAGGGGAAAGCAUAAAAGGGAGGCCAAGUGCUGUGAUCCCACAGCUCUCUGCCUUCCCCUGCCCUGUCUUGGACUUCCCACUGCAUUUGGAGGAGGAAUGUGCUGUGGCAGCCACCAGCCAUGGGCUCUGCCUGGAUGGAGAGGGAGGGAAUGCCAGGUGAGGGUGAGUCAAGUUCAGCUGCCA